ACCUUAUUUUAAGUUAAAAAAUUAACAGAAUAAUAGAAAAAUAUUUUUUAAAUUCAAAUUUUCGCGGGGAAGUGACGUAGUAUUAUCUCCGGUUUGCAACGCCAUCUUACAAUCAAUCAACAAAAUAAAUCCUUCUUUGUGUUACUCAACUGAUUUUAAAAAUUUUCUAUACUUGACUGGUUUACUUUUCAAAAAUUUUCUAAAAAUUCACACUAAUAAUAAUCAACUAAAAUUUAAAGGGAACUAUCUAGCAUGUCAUUCAAUAGCUAAUGAAUUAUGCAUUAUCGAUGAAAAUACCUUGGAUUUAGUCGCGGGUCCUGUUACCCUUCCAGGCUUAAAUGUCAAAGCGAAAAAAAUAAUACAAAUAAAAAUUUGGCGGCCUCAAUCAUUUAACAAUCCGCAACAACGUAAAUUUUUUGUAAUUACGCAAUAUUAUCAUAAAUUUUCACCGGCGCAAAGUCAUACUUGUAUCUCAAUAUGGGACGUUGAUGACAAAGUUUACCGACCACUGUCUGGAAUUUUAGAGGCGAUAUGCCGUCAAAAUCAGGAUCGAAUAAAUGUGAGACGUAAUUUCCGGAGUGGAAACGACAUUUUUAUAGAAUUGGAAUACCAUGAAGAAAGAUAUAUUGACAUUGUAAAACUAAUCUGGGACCCAGAAGAAAAGAAAAUUGAUGGGUCGAUAGUUCUUAGAAUAAUGAAUUCUUUUUUCGUCUCAGUUUAUCAUUAUCUUCAUGAUAUGUACGUUGAAAACUCAAAGAUUAUGAUUGUAUUAGGAAGCAAAAAUAACUUCUACUUCAGCCAGACGGACAUUCAGAACGGAUCCAAUGAGCCCAGGGUCAUAAGUUUAUCACAGUGUAAGCAGAUUUUUCAUUUCGAUGAGAGAAUAGAAUGUAAAGCAAAAAUCAAGAUCCACAAUUCUUACGUCGUUACUGCCUAUAGUGAAAGAGACUUUUGUAUCGCACUGAAAACAGAAACUCAAAACGAAGAAUAUGACUUUGUGACAAAAUCAAUUCAAGGAGUAAAUACUUUCCUUCAUAUUUCUAACUGUGUAAUUAAGUUUGAUGUUAUGUUUAUCUUAACUCAAGAGGGUUCGUUAAUAUUCUACAAGUUCAAAAAUAUCAACCACUUGAUUGAUAUCGAUCUAUUAACUAAUCAAGCGAUGGCAAUCGAGACUGGUAGCGAAUACUCUUUAGUAAAGUUGAUGAUGAGAAACCUUAUUCCUUACACUCUUAUUAUUUGUGAGAAAAAAGAUAUCAUACUCUUAACAUUUUAA
Cotesia congregata is the source of this 1273-nucleotide messenger RNA. The record is from the annotation of a GenBank genome assembly. NCBI's taxonomy places the organism in Eukaryota, Metazoa, Arthropoda, Insecta, Hymenoptera, Braconidae.